UCCAGACACAGCCUGCAAACCGCCUCGAGCAGUGAGAUUCCGGCAUCCCGGGACCGCUCCUCAGUGUAAUUAGUGUGUAGAUAGGAAGUUGGCCGUUUUCACCAUCACCAUCAACCGAAUGUAUCAGUGACCUGUCGCCAGGAUCGUACCUGUGUGCCUGCGUUCGUUUUACCGUGUGCGCGUCCCUUGAGCCAGUUGCUUGUCCACGGUCCUGCUGUGAUUAAGUGUUCUUUUGAGUGUCUCUGUGUGUAGUAAAAUAGUUCUAACAAAAAUGGCAAUGUCGUUCGGAAACGUCCUGCUGCUAGCCGCACUGCUCGUGGGAUAUUCCUACUGGAGCUUAGCCCAACCAACGAACCUGAUCGAGAUCCGGUGCAAGAUGCAGCGCGAUGAGGACAUCAGCACGUGUAAAUACGGCUUCUACAUGACCACCUGCAAAACGUUCGCCUGCUGGAAGGGCCCGAACGAACCGUGCGGCGGCGAGCUGAGCAACAACAUGCUGUACGGCAAGUGCAAGUCCGGGCUGCGGUGCUGCAACGGCCGGUGCACCGGCUGCCUGAACGGGGUGUGCAGCGACUCCUGCCACCCGUCCAAGCUGCACAGCUUCCAGCAUCGCUCCGAUCCGUACAUGGUGGAGGAGCGCCACCUGAGCCCGCUCUACCGGUUCUUCGACUACUACAGCAACGAGUAAGGCGGCUACAGUCACACUCCGCCCGAUCAACCCGAUCACCACAGUCACACAGUCACCCACGCACUACCCCUGAUACUUACGCCGAUCGAGCAAAAGAAGAAGAAGAAGAAGAAGAAGAAGAAAAAAGAUAAAUAAACGCUUCGCAACACAACGUGUCGCAAUGGUAGCCACUUCAAACGAUGCCAGUGAGCUUUGCCAUCCGCGCAACGAUCUCCGCUCUCCUGUUCGCUGUCCGGAGAUCCUGGGAACAUUCCACCAUCCGCAGCCCCUCUAGACAGUUUGCUUCUACUUAGAUAAGAACACGUAUAGCCCUUCAAUAAAGCAGAAAAAAAGUAAUGUAACAUCUACAUGCA
Messenger RNA from Anopheles merus, 1041 nucleotides. RefSeq lists its product as uncharacterized. NCBI's taxonomy places the organism in Eukaryota, Metazoa, Arthropoda, Insecta, Diptera, Culicidae. The transcript has 3 exons. Bases 272 to 688 code for a protein of 138 amino acids. The record is from RefSeq and is a predicted model, not a curated record.